UGCUGCCUUCCUAAAACUUUCGACGCCGCCCAAGUUCGACCAUUCGGUCCAGUUAUAGAAUAUUCCCACCCAGGUGCACUUCUGUCCGAAGACCCUGAAGAAAUCAUGAAAUCGGGGAGGUGUCAUCAGAUUCCGAUAAUCUUUUCGGUGAUAUCGGCUUCUUGCAUGGAAUCCAAAAAACUGCACGCCUCUUCAAACUGCAUGGCACAGCGCCCAUCUACAUGUACAGGUUCAGUCUAGAAGGUCCUUUGAACACCUUUAAAAAACUCUGCGUCACGAACCACCCAUACAUAUUGCUGACAACUCUAGUGCUGGGAAUAAUACCUGGAUGUAGCAGAUUCUUCACAUUCCUUUCGAAGAAACUUUCUGAUAGUGAUAUCGUAGGAGCAGCUCAUGCGGAUGAAAUAUCACAUCUAUUCAAACCAUUGGUGAAUUUACCCAUAGUUGAAGGUAGUGAGGAAGACAGUUACGUGAAAAAAUUGGUGAAACUUUGGACCAAUUUUGCCAAGUUUGGUAAUCCCACACCGAAAAAAGACGUUACUCUUGAUAACGUUAUAUGGGAACCCGUCAAAAGUGACAGGUUGGACAAUAUAUGCGAUAUCAAUAAAACCGUCACAAUAACGGAAAAUUUUGAAAGUUUAAGAGUUGCGUUCUGGGAUAAUAUGUACAGAAAUUUCUCUGCUUAGAGGAAGCAUAAUGCAGUGAAGUCAAAUCUACAUCUAGUCGUGGUGUAAAUCGUUGAUUCUUGCUGUUGAACCAAUGCACUACUCAUGGAUUCUCUGAAGAUUGGAGUAUCAUCAACUUACUACGUUAAUUUAGUAGAUAUAGAAGCAAUAUUCUCUGGUUCUCCCAAUGGGUGAUUAGUAGCAAUUUUACUAGCAUUGUGUUUUCGUCACUGUCAGUGACAUAUUUUUGUUAAGGAUCGAAUAUAUGAAAGAAAAUGCCAACAUAAAAUAGUUUAUUUCU
This is a messenger RNA of Leptinotarsa decemlineata (Colorado potato beetle), 966 nucleotides long. RefSeq lists its product as uncharacterized. NCBI's taxonomy places the organism in Eukaryota, Metazoa, Arthropoda, Insecta, Coleoptera, Chrysomelidae. The record is from RefSeq and is a predicted model, not a curated record.